UCAAGCAAGAUGUGAGAGGGGACGAGCUUGUCUCAGCAGCACAGCCAAAAAGUUAAAAACAGAACCGAGUAAAAGCUAAAACGAGAAACUACACAACUUCCUCAGAAAAGUGAGUGAGAAUGAGAGUGAGCUCCAGCCCCACACAAAAUCUUUGGCUACAUGAUAUGAACUCCUACGUCCACCUCCACCAUUUCUCCAUCUCCACAAACCCAUGCUCUCCCAAAUCCUCCUCCUUCUCUUGCUCCAUGCCUCGCCCUCCCAAUCGCAAUCGCAGAACUCGCGGCAACCGAAACCCUAGCCGCCCAACCACCACCAUAACCACGACCACCACAAAACCCUACUUCUACCCUUCUUCUUCGCCAUCGCGCCCUGAUACGCUCCAAGCCACCUUCGACCUCCAGUACCUCUACCACACCUCCCACUACAGCCUCCAACAAUUCCUCUCCUCCUCCUCCGACGCCCUCCAAGACCUUCGGACCCUCGUCUCCGUCGACGCCGAUAAUCGCGUCAUCGUCUCCUGUCGCCCUUCAACGCUGCGUUUCGUCGGAAAUUUGGUGAUUAUGACCUUCGCCGUCGUUUUGGGGUUUAGGGUUUUGGUUGGGUUGGUGAGGUUAGGGUUUUGGGGUCGGUCCGGGUAUGGGAGGGAGGGGACGGUGGUGAGGAGGGAUAGGAGUCUUGGGGGAAAAGAGGUUGUGGUGGGGAGGGUAGAGAAGGAUAGAGUUGAUGUGAGGAAAAAGAAGAGUUUUGGGAUGUUGGACAAUCCUCUGUCGAUGCCGAAGAGAACGGUGGUGGAUGGUUUGGGGAGGCUUUUGAAUAGCCGGGUUCGGGUUUGGGAGAAAAAAAAGCUGCCGAGUUGGUGGCCAAGCUCCAUGCCGCAGCAGAGUUCGGUGGUGGAUAAGGAUUAUUAUCAAAGCGAAGCAGAUAGAUUGGUUAGAGCGAUCACGGACAAUAGAAUGAGCGGAAAGGACAUUGUGGAGGAUGAUAUUAUUCAUUUACGUCAAAUAUGCAGGGCAUCUAGAGUACGGGUCACCUUUGAUACAACAAAUACACGAGAUUCAUUCUACCGUGUGUCUGUUGACUUUGUCUUAAAUACUUGCAGCAGGGCCCCAAAUCGCUCUACUUAUGUUCAGAUUGAUGGCGAAGAUGUUUGUCAAUUUGUUGCUGGGCUUGCUGAGAAUAUUGGGCUUGACAACAUUCGUGCUGCAAGAAUUGUGUCUGCAGCCGUUGCUGCACGUACACGUUCAUGCUUUUUGCAGGCGUGGGCUUUGGUAAUGCAAGGUAAACAUGCAGAAGCAGUACUGGAAUUGUCAAAGAUAUGCCUUAUUUUGCGGAUAUUUCCUCCCGAGGAGUCCUCUCCAGAGAUGGAGAUGGUGGCUCGAGGCUUGGCGAAACACUUGAAAUUGAAUCAGAGGCAAUUUCUAAUGAGCAUGCUUGUUGGCAUUUGUAGUGAAGAAAGCCAAAGAAGAGUCGCAGAAGCUUUGGGUUUGAAUCUUGACCUAUCUGGGCUGGACGGGGAAAUCUUGGAUGCCUUAUAGAUCUCACCCUUAUCCCGUUAGCUCAAAGAUAUCAUCUUUCAUAGGUGCUGGUGAGGAUGAUGAACAAUAAUGGUAUACCGCGAAAAAAGCCAUGCAGAAAUCACGUAGGGUAUUUAUUAUUGCGAGUCAAUUUUAGUAACCACUUAAGAAUUACACUGUUGGCUGUAAUGAACAAUAAAAGUACAUUGUAAAAAUAGCUAUUAGUUCUUAUAUCUACGUUGUGUAUUUAUGCUGGGAAAAUAGCUUAGCAAGAAAGCAUCUUGUGCAGUUACUGUUGUGAAUCAAGUUCAAGCAGCCCAGCUGUUUAUACUGUAUAUUUGCACAAUAAAUUAUUUGAAAAUCGCCUACUAAUAAUUUCUAAGAA
Messenger RNA from Prunus dulcis (almond), 1899 nucleotides. RefSeq lists its product as uncharacterized. The record is from RefSeq and is a predicted model, not a curated record. The transcript has 8 exons. NCBI's taxonomy places the organism in Eukaryota, Viridiplantae, Streptophyta, Magnoliopsida, Rosales, Rosaceae. The coding region runs from base 120 to 1535 and encodes 471 amino acids.